This is a messenger RNA of Echinops telfairi (small Madagascar hedgehog), 546 nucleotides long. It is a transcript of the gene TRAPPC3L, whose product is annotated as trafficking protein particle complex subunit 3L. Gene Ontology annotation, biological process: intra-Golgi vesicle-mediated transport; endoplasmic reticulum to Golgi vesicle-mediated transport. The transcript has 5 exons. Gene Ontology annotation, cellular component: TRAPP complex; cytosol; cis-Golgi network membrane. The record is from RefSeq and is a predicted model, not a curated record. NCBI's taxonomy places the organism in Eukaryota, Metazoa, Chordata, Mammalia, Afrosoricida, Tenrecidae. Bases 1 to 546 code for a protein of 181 amino acids.
AUGUCUCGCCCUGCACAAAGAAGACCAGGAUAUCCUAAAAUAAACAAAGAUCUCUUCGUCCUUACCUAUGGAGCUCUGGUGGCCCAGCUGUGUAAGGAUUAUGAAAAGGAUGAAGACGUGAACAAAUAUUUAGAUAACAUGGGAUACAGCAUUGGAACUCGGCUGGUGGAAGACUUUUUGGCACGCUCCUGCGUGAGAAGAUGCCAUAGUUACUCAGAAAUUACAGGCAUCAUUGCACAGGUGGCUUUCAAGAUGUACUUGGGAAUUACACCAAGGGUGACCUGUAACAAUUCCAGCAGAAAUGAAUUUUCCCUGAUUCUCGAGAAGAAUCCUCUGGUGGAGUUUGUGGAAGAGCUCCCUCCUGGACGCUCAGCUCUCUGCUACUGUAACUUACUCUGUGGGAUUAUCAGAGGUGCCCUGGAAAUGGUUCAUUUGGAUGCUGAUGUUACAUUCUUGCAAGACAGACUGAAAGGAGACAGUGUGACAGAAAUAGGAAUAACAUUUCUGAAAAAGCCAGAGGAGAAAAAAUACAGGCGGAAAAAAUGA